AUGUUAAACCUAUCAUUAAAACCACUUGGCAGUGUGCAGGUGCGAGCGGUAUCGUCAAAGUAUCCGCGUCCAACUCCCAGACAUUUCAAACGACGAUUAUUCGAGGCGGCACUUCAACCAGAGCUUCCACCAACAGUCGCCAUGUGCAUGCCACCAGGCCUAGUCAAGCGACAGCACACUGAAAAAUCUAAAGAAUAUUCCGAUGUAGAACUAGCUCUGGCGAAUCUAGUACGCAGCUGGAUGGUAAAGGAGGAGUUUCGUGUGUUGGCAGUGUGCCAAUUCUCGCCAGUUCCCGGUAGAACGCUGUGGUUCGCAAAGAACCAGCUGAGGUCCAAGAAUAUCGAGUUUCGAAGCUAUGGAAACAAGAUUUUGAAGAAAGUCUUUGAAAAAACUCCCAUGUCAUCGCUCAACAACGUUCUCGUCGGCUCCAACGCUAUUCUCCUUGCCAAAGAUAUCUCUGCAAUCAAGACUAUCCUUCAAGAAACCGACAAGUUGAAUUGGGUCGAACCCCUUGUAAUGAUGGCUGAUGGAAGAAUAGUGGAUAUGGUUCAAGCUCGUGACCUGGCCAAACUCUCCUCCCUUGAAGAUCUUCGAGCGCAUACUGUACAGAUUCUCGGGCAACAAGUGGCUCAAAUCACCAUCUCGUUGGACACAGCCACCCGACACCUUCCGUCUCUUCUCGAUGCUUAUGCUUCUAGCAAGCAGGAGAAUCAGAAUUAA
This is a messenger RNA of Caenorhabditis briggsae, 720 nucleotides long. RefSeq names its product Protein CBR-MRPL-10 (gene Cbr-mrpl-10). Lineage: Eukaryota; Metazoa; Nematoda; Chromadorea; Rhabditida; Rhabditidae. The record is from RefSeq and is a predicted model, not a curated record. Gene Ontology annotation, cellular component: mitochondrial large ribosomal subunit. Gene Ontology annotation, biological process: translation. The transcript is spliced from 4 exons. Gene Ontology annotation, molecular function: structural constituent of ribosome. Bases 1 to 720 code for a protein of 239 amino acids.